CGGCUUCUCUCGACCAGGGACAUGCGCAGCAACCCGCGGAACGACAGGUGCGCGCCGCGCCGACGACCGCGAAUCGCUUAGUUUCGGGUAAGCGCACGAUUCCGCCUCUGCCGCUCUGUCCUCGCUGCGAGACGAGCAGACCCGCCAGUCGCUCGCGACUCUGUCUACCAUUCGGUUGCUCGCUCCCGCUAAUUUCGUCGUCAACGUCUCUCUCUCUCUUUCUCUCUCUCUCUUCCGGCCCUCCUAUCCCAUCGGUGAUCGGAAGAGAGAUCGUUCGUCGGUGACGAUCGCGGAUCCUCUCGCCGUAAAGAGGAUCAUCCGCUAGAUCCAAUCGGCUGUCGACGCCCUGGAGCAGCGGAAGACCCAUCGGCGCUUAUCGAGCGCACGUGUUCUUCCCUUUGCUCUUCUUCCUAUCAGUCUUCCUUCUUACGGAGAACCUCCCUCGUCGACGGACACAGUUCCCUUAUCGGAGGUGGUGUUUAUCUCCAGUUCUUCUCUCGUGUUCGGACAUUCGCGCGCCGUUCUCGCCCCGAUCGCCCCGUCUCGCCGAGGCGCGAUUUUCUUGCUACGGUCGCUGAGGAUCCCGGGGUGCCGGUAAAAAUACAUCUCGCGAUCGUGCUGACGAAACAGCGAGCUCUCCCGCUGAUCUCGCUAAUCUCGACGGUGAUUGUGGAUUACUGUGAUUAUCUGUGAACCCGCACGGUGUGCUCCUGAUGAAUGUGAUGCUCUAGGAAAGUUUCGACGCGUCGGCAUCCCGGCAUCCCAGGUGGAUCCUCUCUCGAUCAUGCACCGAGGACAGGACCUCCUCCGCGUAAGUGUGGGAAUGCGAGCGACCGCGGCGGUCGUCUUCCUGCUUCUCGGCGGAUUUGUCCUCCUGCGCGGAGCCGAGGGGAGCGGCGAGCCGUGGUUGAGAAGCGAGAAGCAUGCCGAGCUAGGAACGGAGAUUUUACUGCCCUGCGUCCUGAAAUCACCGCAAUGCGAGGGUCUGCACAGCAUCAAGUGGUAUCGCGGACCUACGAGGAUUUUCAUUUUCAGCGAGGACGCCGGGAUUAUACGCGGCAAUAACGACAUUGCUGCCAGGGCGGAUAUAGAGUAUUCGGCGAAUUCAUCGAAAACAUAUUUGAAGAUACCCGAGGUACAGCUAGAGGACGAGGGCCUAUACAAGUGCGAGGCCACAUACAUGGCAGUCAACCGCGAGUGCAACAACGUGCAGCACAUUAUUCUUAACGUCACAGUGCAACCAGCGUCUGUACGUGUCAUCGAUGCAAAUUCGAAGAAUACUCUGAGCACCGGCACCACUUUAGGACCUAUAAAUGAGGGCUCGACAAUAUCAUUGUACUGCGAGAGCGGAAAAGGCAAACCUGUACCUACGGUCGAGUGGUUUAGGGAUGGAGUGGACCAGCCACUCGAAGCAACGAGCUCGUCGACUAUCACUGAUACCGGAAUUGGUACUGGCAGUAGUUUACUGGAAAUGCAAAUUACACGAGAAGAGUUAGGCGCAACAUUCACGUGUAAAGUCAACAAUAUUGCACUCGUGGAGCCACUCACGGUUGAUAUUAAAGCAGACAUACACGUACGUCCGCUGAAGAUGGACUUGGACGGGGUGGUUGGUCACGUCGUGCAAGGAACGAAGAUUUUAUUGCAGUGUACGGUGCAAGCCGCACGACCUGCCGCCAAUGUGACGUGGAAGAACGGAACGCACUACCUAAGCGAGAGCAACGAGAGAUUUGAAAUGUUUGAGACGAAAAUACAGGGAAACGAGGACGGUACAUUCGACACGAUAAGUUAUCUCGCGUUUACAGCAACGGUAUACGAUAACGGCAAAACGUUCAAGUGCUACGCUGAGAAUUCGGUUACUCGUACUGAAGAUCUGAAGCCAAUGAAGGAAGCAACAACAAUCGAAGUAUUAUAUCCGCCGAUGAUUAAAAUGAAACCGAACAACAUAACUGUUAACGAGACAGACGACUUUUUUAUAUUCUGCGACUACGAGGCAAAUCCGGCUACGCUGCUAAAAGUAACAUGGUUACGAGAUGACGACGAAUUAGCGUUAAACGAAGAACAUUAUGACGGUGGAAUCACGGAACAAACAGCACUCACGGUGAAAAACGCGACUCCUAGCGACAUGGGUUCUUACAAAUGCAUCUUGGAAAACAAUGCCGGCUCAACCGCUUCCGAGGACGCCGUGCAGGUUUCGGUCUUUUAUAAGCCGGUGGUGGAAGUGAUAAUGGAUCCGGAAACACCUGUGAACGAAGCGGAUCGUCAGAACGUUUCGUUAACGUGCGAGGUCGACGCCGGUAAUCCGGCGAUACUGGCAGCCGUUCGUUGGUACUUGGACGGGGAUCUAUUGAAAGAACUUCCGGACUGCUCGAGGAACAGCACUGCCAUGACAUCAAGCUCCGAGGAAUCACUGGCGUUCUGCGACAUCGACCCCAGUAAGCUGCUGCUGGAAUCUGUCGGCCGCACUUUCCACGGCAACUACUCCUGCGAGGGGAAAAACGAGGCUGGUUGGGGACCGGUCUCUCCAAGCACGCCUGUCGUAGUUUAUUAUAAGCCCGGCCCGGCAUCGAUAACGUACGAACCUCGGCAAGUGGUGAAGAAACAAGCGUUAUCCAUCACUUGCUUCGUUUUGGACCCCGGCCGACCGAGGGUGUCAGGCUUCAAGUGGCUGCGCGGCUGGCACCGACUUCCAGAUGAGAACGAAGCCACGCUCUUCAUCGAGUCAGUUAAUUUGGAAACCGAGGCGAAUUUCACAUGUCUGGCGUACAACGAAGCCGGUGACGGAGAGCCAGCCACAACGUUUAUCGAUGUAUCUGCGGCCCCGACGUUCAUUAAGAAGCUGCACUCGUAUCGCGGCUACGUCUACAGCUCGCCUAACGUGAGCAUCAUGUGUUGGGUUGAAUGCGCCCCAAUCUGCAAUAUUUCCUGGCUGAGGGAUGACAUUCCCAUGGACUUCACGAAAACGAAUCGAUACUACGUGUCGAACGUUUAUCAUCCACCCGACCCGAGGACCAACGACUUCGAGAGCAUCCAAUCGACCCUUGUAUGGAAUCUGACGGUCUGGCCGAACGGUCAGCUCGACCGUGCCGAGGAUAACGUCAAAUUUACCUGCAGGAGCAGCAGCAACGGGAUCGGUGCGGGCGUGGAGAGUAGUACUCACUUUCAUGUCGAGUUCCCUCCGGAGGAUAUCACAAUAUCGAAGAAGAUAAUUAAUGUGAUAGUGGACACAAUACCGGAGACCGUCGAGUGCAACGCGAAAGCACGACCGAAAGCAAACUUCCGGUGGUUCCGCGAAGGAUCCACUGAUACCAUUAUGGAAGGCCACGUGUUUGACUUGAAAAUGCCAGUACCACGACGCAGUAACGGCACUUACUACUGCGAGGCGUCGAAUCGUCAUGGCUCUUUGAAUAUCUCAAUGAUCAUGAAUGUGCAAUUUAAACCGGAAUGCCACAUAGAGAAAGAACGUUUCGAGGGCCAGGAUUACGUCGUUUGCUCAGCCGUCGCUAAUCCGAAAGAAACGGAUUUCACUUGGUCAUUGAAGAACGAAAACGACACGCUAGAGCAAGCUGCGGUAAUACGAAGCGGAAGAAGUUACAUGCUCCUCGAUACCUCAGUCACUAACUUCCGGACGUACGUGUGCGUGGCGAACAACACAAUCGGCCAUUCUGUAGCGUGUGAACGCGACAUACCAGUCCACCAUGGAACUAAAAGUCAUAUACCAUGGUGGCAUCAAUUGGAGGGUAAUCUGCUACUGAUUAUUAUCGUAGUGGCGGUGGUCAUGAUACUAGUCCUAAUACUAAUCUGCGUGGCCAUUUACAUCGUCUGCCGACGGAAACGUAGCCAAAUGAAAUACAGUACUCGGGUGGUCCAUCUGGAGGAACGCGAACAUCCAGACGGUGGACCGCCAAGUCCGACGGUAUCCUCGCACUCGGUGCAAAGCCCGGCGCAGCCGACGCCGGCGCCGAGGUGGCCCUUGAAGCCGGGCGUGCUGGUGCACAUCAAUCGAACUCACAGCCUGCGAUCCGGCCUGAGCGUUCACGCGAACGAGGCUAAUCUACGUAACGAGCUGGUGGGCAAACAUAACGACGAGCCGCUCAGGCAGAGGUUCCUCGACGAGACGCCGUUGUCGUCGAUCGCCCCUAACCCGGCACGGACGGUAUUCCGUCGCGGUAGGAAAGAUCAAACCGCGCAGAGGACAACCAGCAUGACCAGUCUCAGCGAGGACGGUAUGCUCGCCCGGGCUAACAAGAUAAAAGCCAUGUUUGGCGUACAGCUCAAAGAGCAGGCCACCCUGCCCGGUAUAUCCAGGGAAAAGACAGCUGUGACUUACAAGAGAAUUGUGCCGCGGCAACGGCUAUUGCACGGCGUGGAACCGUCCUACGAGCCGCAUCGUGGCAACGUGUCUCGUAAGCGAAAAAAACCCGGAGCAGAUCCCAAUCAAGCCGCGAAUAACAAUCAUGUGAACAGCGUGUCGGAAGUUCUUCCCGACUCCGGGACAAAGACGUUCUACGAAAAUUUACCUUUCCACGGAAUCCAAGCGCCACCUAACAAGUUGGUUACUCCUAAGUUUGCCCGAGUUUCGGCUUUGCAUGGCACGUUGCAUUCCAUCACGACCUCGCCGUGCUCCUCACGGCCGCCGAGCAGAGCUGUCAGUCUCUGCGAUGGCAGUUCCGGCUACGAGUCGACCAUGAGCCACCUAGGGCCGCACUACAACGUGUACAACGUGCCCAGGAGCAAUUCGCCGGUGCUCAAGUACAACACCCUGAAGCCGCGGCGACGCAAGCAGAAGCACUCGCAGCAGUUCUACUCGUUGCGGCUCUGUCGCCGGCAUGAGAACAUUCGCAGGAAGUACGAGCUGUACGCGAUACCGAUCUAUAAGACGUGCCCGCACAGGAGCGACAGCGUGGCCACAAUCGCGACGAUCGUCCGGUCGAUGGAGGACGCGCCGUCCUUGACCCUGAGUCAGACGUCAGCGUCGCUCAGCCUGAUGACCCGAUCGGCGCCGUCGACGCCGAUACCGCCGUCACCGUCGACGCCGCCGAUACCAGCGCCGAGGACGUCGAAAAAAACCGACCCGUCCAAACACACUUAUCAAAAUGUCCCUCCCCCCGUUUUUCCGCCGAAAAACGCUUCGUUGCCUAAGCUUAAGACCGACAGCCUAUACAACUACAAAGAACACUACCAGCAGCAGCAUCGGCAGGAGAUGCAGCAGUACAGCUACCCCUUACCGAGCAACAGUUCGAACCAACUAACACUGCCAUUAACGCGCAGCCUCUACCAUUCCUCGAUAGUUAGUCCCCUGCAGACCUCCCUCGUCCACACUAACAACAGCCGGCCGUCCACCCUGAUGCACCACGAGGCCGCCAACAUUGGCAAUCACCUGCCUGCGGUGCAUCGGGACGAGGAGCAACAGUCUAAUUACGGCAAUCACGACGCGAGACAAUCGUCGUCGCGUCGGCACGCGACGAAUCGGCGGAACGAGCGUAAUCGGAAGUACCGGAAGCACGAGCGAACUUCGAGCGAUCGUAGCAAGUCGAAGCAGAACCGGCCAAGAGACAGGGACACCCCGUCGCGGCGCAGCAAUGCCUCCUUUGACGCGGCCGACUGCGAGACCAGCUUCCACCAAAUCCCGGAUCUGGGCGUGCCCGAAACGACGUACAAGAUCUCGUAUCCGCAUUACUACGAGGACGACAUCGCCGAGUGCUCCGCCGACUAUCGCAAGCCGAACUCGGCGCGCCAGCAACAGCAGCCGUGGGAGCAUCAAACGAAUCGCUGCAUCAGUAAUAACGCGCCUCAAUUCGCAGCGGACGCGGCCGACGCGAAAAAUCGCGGCAAAACGUCCAAGACACGGCUCGGCGACACCCGCAGCAUACCGUCCGCACCCACGAUAAUGCAGUACGCCGAGUUUCACUUCCGGGAUGUCGGUCAGGAGAUCGAUGUCUAAAGCCCUUCAAGCCGGAAUUCUCCGAUCUUGAUUAUGCGGACGUGGACUACAAGUCGUACGGGCCGAUUAACUAUAAAGC
Molecule: messenger RNA, 6020 nt
Organism: Vollenhovia emeryi
Lineage: Eukaryota; Metazoa; Arthropoda; Insecta; Hymenoptera; Formicidae
Gene: nrm
Product: hemicentin-1
Exons: 23
Coding region: 785-5941 (1718 amino acids)
Source: RefSeq, a predicted model, not a curated record